ACUGAAUACCACAAAUUUUGUGAGAACAGUAUGCUAACAUACGUGGUUUUUUUUGUUGAACAUAAAAAGAAACUGUGGCGGUAAGGAAACGAAGACUAACACUACAAAAGUGUUUUUGACAUUUUUAAUGAGUUGUAAAUGUUAAGAAUAUUAAGAAUUCAAUUUUAGAUAAUCGUAUGGCGCGUUCAUCACGGUAUUCAAAAUUUCAAAAUGUUUUUGGGCAACAUACAUUGGAAAAAUUUAAUGGAUUAUCUAUUCAUAAUCAACAUUCGGAAGGAUCAGGACUUGCUGUGAGUUUUUCACACUUAGCUUUUCCUCAUGGUGCUUCAGGAAAUGUUGUAUGUGGUAUAGCAAUGAAGUCUAUAGGUGAUCGGUCUCCUCAACUUUUUCUUGGCAAACAUCAUAAAGGCGCUAUACAAGAUUUGCAGUUUUCGCCCUUGUGUGAAAAUCUCCUAGCUACAUGUUCUAACGAUAUGACCGUGAAAAUUUGGAAAAUACCGUAUGAUGACACUGGCGACAAUCCCGUUAAUCUUGUUCCUUUAAUAACAUUUCUAGGACAUCAUCGUAAAGUCGUGACGUGCCGGUUCAAUCCCGUGGUUUCUUCCGUUUUAGCUUCAGGAUGCUACGAUCAAACGAUAAAAAUCUGGGAUUUACAAAAACAAGAAGCCAUGCUAGAAACAAAAUUAUAUGAUGUUAUGUAUCAUUUAAAAUGGAAUCGCUUAGGAAACCUCUUAGCAGUUUCAACUAAAAACAAAUAUAUUAAUAUAUUUGAUCCAAGAGUUACGAAAUCCAUUACUCAAAUCGAAUCGCAUCUUGGUGGUAAACCAACGAAAGUUGAAUGGUUCGGUGGAUCUCUUGUACCCGAACAUUAUUUAUUCACAACAGGAUUUGAUAAAGGAGCGAAUCGAGUGUAUCAGUUUUGGGACACCCGCAACACGGCGCAACCGUGUUUGAAAGGAUUAUUAUCAAAAGGAACAAAUAGUCUUUUUCCUUACUGGGAUGAAGACACUGGUCUUUUAUUUUUAGCUGCACGAGGUGAUGCAUCUGUGCAUGUAAUGGAGUACAUGGAUGGUGAUUUUUACAAUAGAAGUUCUUGUGGUUCAUUUUCUGGUUGCCGGGGUUUCGAUAUGGGUCCUAAAAGGCUUGUUAAUACUUCUAAAUGUGAAAUCGCAAGAUGUUUCAUUAUUGAAUCCAAUGAAACAAUUCAACCUCUGGAAUUCAUUGUUCCUAGAGAGAUUAAAAAGUUUUAUGCCGAUUUAUAUCCCCCGUGUUUUCGUGGACAACCUUCCUUGGAUAGUAAUGAGUGGUUUCAAGGACAAGUAGCGACACAAUAUUAUCGUGCUUCAAUGGAACCACUGGAAGAUGGAACGAGUCCUUUCGCAAUAAGAGUGUAUGAUGGACCUAACGAUUCUUCUUGUUUCAAUGUCGCUUCAUUAAAAAAAAGAACAUUUUUAGAAAAACGUCAGGAUUCAUUCGGUCAAGAAGAUAAGCAUAAUUCUUCUUCAACAAUUGAAUUUUCACCUUCAACCUCUGAUGACAAGGAUCCUUUACAAAAUUGUGCUUUGCUUAUUACGCAGCUGAAUGAAAAAAUUAAAACUUUAGAACACAAAAAUUUCAUCUUAACUGAAAAAAAUAAACAGUUACAAAAAAUUUUUGACCUAUGCGAAAAAACUAUGAAAGCUGUCUAUAGCAAAGGAUUAAAAGAGAGUAAUGAAAUGCCUUAUGUGGAAGACCGUAAUUUGUAAAAAAUAUGCAAUUUCUCUCGUGCAAUUUUCUGACACGAUUUCAAUUAACUCACUAAACUUUUAAACAAUUAUUUUUGAAAUUUUCGUAGCAACACGAGUGCCAUAACAAAUGGUCGAGCGACAAAAAUAUCAAUUCUAACAAAUAUUGGAUAG
Hylaeus volcanicus is the source of this 1898-nucleotide messenger RNA. RefSeq lists its product as uncharacterized. The record is from RefSeq and is a predicted model, not a curated record. Bases 177 to 1745 code for a protein of 522 amino acids. Gene Ontology annotation, biological process: actin filament organization. Gene Ontology annotation, molecular function: actin filament binding. Lineage: Eukaryota; Metazoa; Arthropoda; Insecta; Hymenoptera; Colletidae. The transcript has 13 exons.